AUGAGCUCGAAAUCAUUUGAAAUAUGUUUAGUCAACAAAGAUCAUGAAAUUAGGUUUCAAUUAGCUUGGUUUACGAUCUUUGAGAACUUAUUUUGUAUUAAGGAAGCAGCAAUUAAGAAGAAAAUCAUGUUUGUUAUUUAGUCAAAAAGAAUUUCAUCUUAUUUCCAAACAGCAUAACAUUAUUGA
This is a messenger RNA of Paramecium tetraurelia, 186 nucleotides long. RefSeq lists its product as uncharacterized. The record is from RefSeq and is a predicted model, not a curated record. NCBI's taxonomy places the organism in Eukaryota, Ciliophora, Oligohymenophorea, Peniculida, Parameciidae. The transcript has a single exon.